AACUUUACAACUUAAAUAGCGAAAUCUUAUUUAGGAUUUUGAAAUGGGUCAAUCCAAUCUACUCUCUAGUUGUCAUAAAAAAACUACACCACCCCUUAUUCCCCCUACAUCAUUCACCUAGUCUGAAAGAAAUUCAUACCAAUAGAAACACGAAAUCGGACCAUAUCUCAAUCGCACAGACUCAGACCAUUACAAAUAACAGGAAUGGGACGAACAUUCUACAGACCACCAACUUUGAAGAUUACGACCUUGAAUCAGAACUCAUUCAGAGAUACCAUCAUUGCACAUUUCCAUUAGAAAAAUCACUUAAGACAUACUACAUCAUGAGCAAACAACACUAUAUCAACCUCGUCAGACAAGGACCACCCUCAAAACUCAGAUGGGCAGCUUGGAAAUCCAUCCUCUUGAAAAAUGAGUACCCCUUCAAUUCCAAAGGAUCAUCUGAACUCAUCAAUAAAGACAUCAAAAGAACCCUAAUCAACCACCCGUUCUUUCAAUCAACCCAAGACGACUACACUAUAGGCCAAUAUCAACUAUAUAACAUACUACAGGCACUUUCCAACUACUACCCAAAACUGGGUUACUGCCAAGGAAUGAAUUUCCUAGCUGGGUUCCUCCUCCUUGUCUCAGGUGGCGAUGAGUACUAUAGUUAUUAGUGUCUAGUCACGCUCCUGACACAUCCGAAAUUCAUGCUCUAUUUUAAUUAUGAUUCAAAUUUUCAGUUGCUUGGAUUCCUGGAAUUCAUUACUCAGAAACUACUCCAACUGCACUUGCCUUCACUUUACAAACAUUUAUAUCGCCAACUCAACUAUCCAGAAUCCUUUUGGCUUACCAAAAUCAUACUCACACUCUUUUUGUACAAUUUCCAAUUGCAACAUUGUCUUCGAUUCUGGGAUUACAUUAUUGUUGAAGGCAUAUUCUACCUACCAUCUUUGGUUAUCAAAAUACUUGAUUAGUUUCAAUCUUAAAUAUUAGCAAUUCAUGAGUUCUCAGAUAUUGCGAUGUGGUUCCAAUAACUUGAUUAAAUAAAUUUAGAUGUACAUAGUCUGGAAAGUUCAAAGAAAUACAAAUUACAAAAGCAUCACAUACAACAUUAUGCAAACUUAUACAGCAAACAGUUACCUUUGAUUGAAUAGCUUAAAUCCUACCCGAAAGGUUUGAGUAAUUUUUUGACUGAUGCACUUAAUUGA
Messenger RNA from Paramecium tetraurelia, 1190 nucleotides. RefSeq lists its product as uncharacterized. The record is from RefSeq and is a predicted model, not a curated record. Lineage: Eukaryota; Ciliophora; Oligohymenophorea; Peniculida; Parameciidae. Gene Ontology annotation, biological process: activation of GTPase activity. Gene Ontology annotation, molecular function: GTPase activator activity. The transcript has a single exon.